This is a messenger RNA of Cicer arietinum (chickpea), 1988 nucleotides long. Its product is annotated as embryogenesis-associated protein EMB8-like. Gene Ontology annotation, biological process: lipid metabolic process. Gene Ontology annotation, molecular function: monoacylglycerol lipase activity; short-chain carboxylesterase activity. Lineage: Eukaryota; Viridiplantae; Streptophyta; Magnoliopsida; Fabales; Fabaceae. The record is from RefSeq and is a predicted model, not a curated record.
AGGAUCGAGAAAGGUCCCUAAUAAUUCGCAUUUUAAUUUAGCUCCUGACUCCUAACGCCAUCAUCACACACACACACACACACAUUCAACAAACUCCGCCAAAUUCCAUUUCACUACAAUUCCGAUGGAUUGUAAUUGCUCCAACCUUCAACUCAUUCCACCCUCUCCAUCCAACAACUACAAACUUCUCUUCCAAUCCCUCUCUCAAAUCCCUAUCCAUCACUACGCUCUCGCCACCGCAUUCGCUCUCAUUUGCUUCCUCUACAAUUUCCUCGAAAUCCAUUUCCUUCAAGACCUCUUCACCGCUUUCUCUGGCUCCGCCGUUGACUUCACCUAUAAUUCUUCUUCUCAAAUCUACGACGCCGUCGUUUCAAAGUGCCGGAUUCUUCAAGGCAGAUAUUCGGUCACUCCCUGGCUUUCUAGUCCUCAUCUUCAAACCGUUUUCCUCAACUUCUUUGGAAAUCCUCCAAUCUUCAAAUACAAAAGACAAUUAUUUAAUACUCCUGAUGGUGGAACUAUUGCUUUGGACUGGCUUACCUAUUCUGAUGUUUGUGGCAGUACUUUCCAUGUAAAUGAUGAUGUCACUAAAGACGGAUCUACUCCCAUUGUUGUAGUGAUUCCUGGUUUAACAAGUGACUCUUCAUCUCCUUAUCUCAAACAUCUUGCAUAUCAUACAGCAAAGCGUGGAUGGAAAGUUGUUAUCAGUAAUCACCGAGGACUUGGAGGUGUUUCAAUCACGUCUGAUUGUUUCUACAAUGCUGGGUGGACCGAGGAUGCCCGAACAGUGGUUAAUUAUGUCCACAAAAAGAAUCCCGAGGCACCUUUGUUUCUUAUUGGAACUAGUAUUGGAGCUAAUGUUCUGGUAAAAUAUCUUGGUGAGGAUGGUGAGAAUAUUCCUGUAGCUGGAGCUGUAGCCAUUUGCUCUCCUUGGGAUCUUUUGAUAGGGGACCGAUUUAUAACCCGUAAGCGUGUGCAGAAGUUUUAUGAUAAAGCACUAGCAGUUGGACUUCAAGGUUAUGCAAAAUUACAUCAGCCUCUUUUUGCUCGCCUUGCUAAUUGGGAAGGAAUAGAAAAGUCACUUUCUAUCCGAGAUUUUGAUAACCAUGCCACCCGCAUUGUUGGGAACUAUGAGACUGUUGAUACAUACUAUAGACGCUGCAGCAGUUCUAUUUAUGUGCAAUCUGUAUUGAUUCCACUGCUCUGUAUUAGUGCUUUGGAUGAUCCAUUAUGUACCAGGGAAGCCAUUCCUUGGGAUGAAUGCAGGGCAAAUAAAAAUGUUGUGUUGGCCACUGUAAAACAUGGAGGACAUCUGGCUUUCUUUGAAGGGAUCACUGCAUCUAGACUUUGGUGGGUAGGAGCUGCUAAUGAAUUCCUUGAUGUACUACUCUCUAGCCCUUUCAAGCAUGUUCAGAAGAAGAUCUCUACACCAAACAAACUAUUGGACUCGUCAAUUGAUCAGGGCCCGUACCUCAAUAUUACUGAGGAUGGAAUGGUGGCUGCUUCGAACAAUGAGCCAACAACAGACGAUGCAGAAGAAAUACAUGUUAGACAGGAUACACAUCAUGUUGGGCGUGACAGGGUUCCAGUAAAAAAGAAACAAAAUGAGCUUGUUACUAACACUGGGAGUGGUGGUUCCUCUUGUAAUGCACAGACAGCUAGUGCCCAUAAUCCAGUGCCUCUUGAUGUGUUAACACCUUUGAAAAGAUAUGUAGGUCAGUUAUCUCGACAAAAUCGAUUGUCCAUCUGGCUGCUGGUUUAUAUUGCUAUCACCACAAGUUGGCCACUGGUUGGUUCAGCCCUAUCUCUUGUGUUUGGGAAAAGGCUCAGGAGAUAAUAUCGUAUUACAAUAUAUUAUUGUUGCAUUUGUAUUUAUAGAUGUAUAAUAAUAAUAAAUUGAUAAUAAUAGUAAGAGUAAUAUACUUUUUCUCCAUUUCUGAGUUUAUGGUGAAAUUAGUUGGGACUUUCAGUCGUCUAUUGUUUUCCUUAAA